AUGGACACCCCUCUGGUCGCGCUGAUCGUGGUCGCCGGGACCUCACUCGCCGUGGCGGUGCCCUGCCUCCUCCUCGCCUUGCUCUGCCGCCGCCACAGCAGCAGGAAGAGCCAGCGCUGCUGCUCGGCGUCGGCAGCGGCGUCAACGCUCCCGGUCUCCGCGUCCGCCGGGACGACGCCAGCAGGCUGCCCGUCGUGGUCCUUUUACGGCACGACCGCGGACGCCUCGCUCCAGAAGCUCUCACUGGCCGAUCUCGCGGCAGCCACGGGCGGCUUCUCCCCGGACAACACCAUCGGGGACGGCAGCUUCGGGUUCGUCUACCGCGCCGUGCUCCCCGACGGCGCCGCGGUCGCCGUCAAGCGCCUGUCCGGCGACGCGACGCGGGCGCCGAUUCAAAUAUUGGGCAUGAUAGAUGUUUGUGGUAUAUCAAACAGGUAUGUGGCACCCGAGAUAUGGGACGGCGUGGGCGCGACUGUGAAGGCAGACUUGUACAGCUUCGUCGUGCUGGUGAUCGAGUUAGUAACUGGGCUCCGGCCAAGUUGGCCAAUGAAGGCCAGCAAAGGCGAAAAGGAGGUGGAUCUGGUGGAUUGGGCAAGGGAGAAGAUAGGUGAAGGCCAGGCGUCCGAGAUCCUAGACCAUCGGAUGGGCAUCCAAGCGCAAGGGAAGGAGAUGGAGGAGGCCAAGGGGCUCUUCGAGAUUGCACCCAGGUGUAUCGAUAGUGCUGCCAAGAACAGGCCCACCAUGGAGGAGGCUGUGGCCAUGCUCAACAAGAUUUGA
Messenger RNA from Miscanthus lutarioriparius, 777 nucleotides. Lineage: Eukaryota; Viridiplantae; Streptophyta; Magnoliopsida; Poales; Poaceae. The record is from the annotation of a GenBank genome assembly.